Striga hermonthica is the source of this 870-nucleotide messenger RNA. The record is from the annotation of a GenBank genome assembly. NCBI's taxonomy places the organism in Eukaryota, Viridiplantae, Streptophyta, Magnoliopsida, Lamiales, Orobanchaceae.
AUGGUGCGUGCUUACAGAGUGAAAGGGCAAAAGAGGAAGAAGAAAGGCGAGAAGUACGACAGAGAAGAAGAAGAAGAAGAAGAACACGAGCAAUUGGAGGAGGAGAAAGUCGAUGAGGAGCCGCCAAAGAAAAUGAAAACGGAAAAGGCCGAGCAGGAGAGAAAGGCGGAGCAAUCUGAGGCGGUCACGGCUGAUGAGCUGCCCGGAAUUCCAAUUGUUCCAAUGGACAACAAUGCUAACAAGCCAGGGGUCAUCUUUGUUCUUGAGAAGGCGUCGUUGGAAAUUGCGAAAGUUGGGAAGUCCUAUCAGCUCUUGAGUUCGGACGAGCAUGCCAAUUUUCUGGUGAGGAAUAAGCGGAACCCUGCAGAUUAUCGGCCGGACAUUUCUUUUCAGGCUAUUCAAACAAUACUAGAUAGUCGGGUGAACAAAAGUGGGAGAUUAAAAGCUUUAUAUGUGAGGACACAGCAAGGCCUUCUUUUGCACAUUAAACCUCACGCACGUAUGCCGAGGACAUAUAAGAGGUUCUCUGGUCUCAUGGUGCAAUUGCUGCAAAAGCUGCACAUAACUGCAGCCGGUAAAGGCGAAAAACUUCUGCGUGUAAUUAAGAAUCCUGUCACGCAAUAUCUACCCAUCAACUGUCGGAAAAUAGGCUUCUCUCACAGUUCAGAAAAGCUGGUAGAUAUGUACGAUUAUGUCCGAACUGUUAACAAUGAUUUGGAUCUCGUUUUUGUGGUAGGGGCAAUGGCGCAUGGAAAAAUUGAUGAAGACUAUGUAGAAGAUUAUUUAUCAGUUUCUGAAUACCCGUUGAGUGCUGCAUACUGUAUAUCGAUGAUAACAACUGCGGUCGAGCGAAAGUGGAAGAUUCUGUAA